ACUAUUCAUGGACGGUGAAGUCAUUGAAACAGGCGCAGGCCUGCCGGGUGCCAGCAGCUUGAGCGUCAGGCGUAAGCGUCUGCGUAGCCCUCGUGUUACACCCGCUCAAAUUGAUGCACUACUAUCAAUAUUAGAAGCGCGUCCAUAUUUGCACACGCGGAAAUUUACCGGCUUGCAGGGCCGGGAAAAUUUCGAAACGGGCUGGAGGGAGGUUGCCGAGGAGCUCAAUAAUCUCCCUAACGGGUCUAGAAAGACACCAGAGCAGUGGAUGACGGUUUGGAGAGACUUAAAAGCCGCGCUUGCAGUAAGGCGGCAAAAUUAA
Messenger RNA from Helicoverpa armigera (cotton bollworm), 322 nucleotides. RefSeq lists its product as uncharacterized. The coding region runs from base 8 to 322 and encodes 104 amino acids. NCBI's taxonomy places the organism in Eukaryota, Metazoa, Arthropoda, Insecta, Lepidoptera, Noctuidae. The record is from RefSeq and is a predicted model, not a curated record. The transcript is spliced from 3 exons.